Messenger RNA from Neltuma alba, 3332 nucleotides. RefSeq lists its product as uncharacterized. The coding region runs from base 71 to 2155 and encodes 694 amino acids. The transcript is spliced from 13 exons. The record is from RefSeq and is a predicted model, not a curated record. Lineage: Eukaryota; Viridiplantae; Streptophyta; Magnoliopsida; Fabales; Fabaceae.
CAAGUGCCGUAUAUACUUCAAAGUGUUCGCCGCGACGCCUCUCCGGUUCUCCAGCUCGUGGAGUCUCGAAAUGUCUACCUCUGGUGAACUCUUGUGGCUCUGCCGUCUGAUCGAUGAGUCUUUUCGUUCAUACAUAGAGCGAGAUGUGGUAGUUUUGAUUUGCAAAGAGCAGGAGAUGGAAAAGGAAGUUCUGGUUGCUCUUUCUCAGGUCUUAAGAAAAAUUCAGCUGCGGAUGCAAGAACCUGUUUCUAAAGAAGAGGAAACAGUCGUGAAAACUGUUCCAAACGAAGAGAGCCUAUGUGGGUUGAGCCGCCGUUCUGCCGCCCAUCAUUGUAUGUCUAAUGUUGUGACUAACAUGACGAUUUUGCUCACUGUCAAGAGUCAAUUUGUCCAACAUCUUGCUGUCAAGGCUCUUGCUUUGAUUACUAAGUUCCUAUUCACAAUGGGAAACUGUUUGAAUGAAUUUAUUCAAUUAUUGUGCCGUUUUUGGGAAGUGGCAAUUGCUAGAUCUGGGGCCGAAAACAACCUUGAUUCGUCUGAUGUUAGAUUUAGGCCUUAUGAACUGAAAAGAUGUGAUUGGUCUACUGUGGCUGGCAUCAACCAGGUGUUACGUGCUGUAUUUAAAUAUUUGAGGGAGGAUUAUGAUGAUGAACUUGUCAAAAUGUAUUAUGAUUCUGUCAGUUCUUGUCUUUCAAAGGUUCCUUGGGAUUUAUUACAUCAGUUUCAGGGUUGUUUGAUUGAUGGCAGCAAGAAAAGCUUUUAUAUGGAUCCAUUGAAUGUCGAUAAUUUCAGUGCUAUGGAGCCUAGAAUCAAAUUUCUUGGAACAUUUCUUCAGCUGCUCUGUUCUUUGGUAGACCAAAAUGAUUUCGUGGAAACUGGAGGUGCUUCUGUAAUCGAACAUCAGCUUCUUGUCACAGUGGUUAACCUAGUGCCCAGACUUCUUGAGUGGUGUCUCAUCAAGAGAGGAGACAGUGCUGAAUCAUGCAUCAUUCAGUACUUCAAACACAAGCUGCUGAUUCUAAUGAUCAGACUUCGUUUAUACAAAUGUCUGGAUUGUUCUAUCCUUCUUUCUUGGCUGGAACUCAUUCAUAAUUACUUUCAAGAACUCUUGUGGCAACCAUUAGCUCAGUUUCAAUCUGAUCAAAAUGAAUGUUUGGAAGGCUCUCCAUUUUUGUUGAGUCUAUCUGAUGGAGAAGUAAGUGGUACACAUUCCCGCCACUUACAGAGGCAAGCUAUAUUCCUAUUCCUGGAUUGCUGUUUCAGUUUGAUCUCUCAAAAGGGAGAUCCUGCAGACCGCUGUAUUUGUUCAGGUUUAAACUCUUGCUUGGCCAAUAAGUCGGAUUCAGAGCCUAAUUUUUGCUGUAGAAGGAAGGGAUUGCUUGAGCUCUACAAGUGGCUCCAAGGACAUCUUCCAACUGAGUUCUCUUUAAAUCAUGAAAGAUACUUGGAGAUAUGUGUAACCUUCAUGUCUUCAUUCAUCCAGCUAUAUCUUGGGGAGGAUGAUCUUUUGUUUGAAGUGCUAUUGCAAUUGCUUGGCACAACAUCUUGUUUGCAACAACAGUAUGACAAAAAGGAAACUGCAUUUCAUGACAUAAAGAAAGAUUUUCCCUUUUGUCUGUUGGAUGUUUUCAAUCCUGUGCAACUAUUCCAUCUAUUUCUCUCUGAGAUUCACUAUGACCAUCAAGUGCUUCUUGAUUACCUCAUUUCAAAAGAUACAGGAAUUAGCUGUGCUAAAUAUCUUCUAAGGUGCUUGAGUCUGGUAAGUAAUUCAUGGCAGUCAUUUGUGGGAUUUACAUCAUUUGGAGAACCGUUAAAUCGAUCAUCGAGCAAGAAAAGGAGAGUUACAAAAGGAGAUGACUCAGAGGUUGAGGCAGAUGUUGCACCUUUUGUAAUGGAGUGCAAGGAUGAUAUCCUAUUGCCUGUGAAGAAUUACGAGCAAGAAAAUGAAUAUGGUUUUAAUCCCUUAUAUACAAACCCAUGCAAGCCUGCCAAAGAAUGUUUGCUAUCAUUGAAAGAUUCUAUUGGAAAUCUUCAUCAGAAGAAGUUAUUUCCAUAUAAUCCUGAAGUGCUCUUGAAACGUUUAAAGAAAUUUCAAGACCUAUGCUGCAAGGAAGAAGGAUUUCAACAUAAAACUGAUCCUAACCCAAAAUCGUGAUGGCGAAAGUUUCCUGAUCGGAGGGUACUGAUGCUAAAGAUGAAGAGGGAGGUGAUGCCGACGAACAGAAGAGAAAGAUAUUGGGAGCAUACUCACAGAGGACGAUGUCAUUUAAAUUUUUAUGGAGGUCAUUGAGCCUCGCCUCUGGACUUGGCUGCUUCUGGUACCUAUGUAUGGUAUGUGAAUUAUUGAUCCAUGUCAGUCUGUUCUGAGCUCUCCGUCAGUCACCUUUACGAUCCUUGCAUGAAUUUAUUGUUCUUAAACAAAUUGGCCAGUUCAGAUGCCUAGGGAGCUUGUGAUCAGGGAAACUGCAAGACAUGCAUUCAAGCUCCCUGACACAGUUUACAUGCCUGUUCUUGAAUCAUGAUCAACCGGAGAUGUAUCUCAGAAUUUCUUCUGACUUCAAGAGGACAGUUCUGUAGGUGUCUUAAGCACACGGACUCUUACAUGGACAGAGUUUUUAUGCAUGAUGACGUGCCUAACAAGACUCCAACCACCAUGCUAUUGAUAUUUAACCUCUUGGCUUUCCAAGUUAACCAAUUAACCCCCCACCUGAGGAUCUAACCCUUGCAAGUUCAUUGGCGAGACUAGCGCACAUAUGUUGAUGAUGCGGAAAUGCUGAUAAACAAUGUUCAAAAACCAAGACUGGACCGGAUAUUUCAGCGCCCCCCUCCCCAUAUAAAAAAAAAAAAAAACUGAUGAAUUGGUUUCUACUUUGUUCUAGGGUAGAGGGUAAACCAGUGUGAAAGAAAGCUUGUCAAACCGGCCUUAAGCAAGUGAAAACCAGCAAAACCAACGGUUUGAGAUAAGCUUUGCCGGUAUUUGUCAAACAAAGGUUAAAUGCUUGAGCACCCCAACGAGGCAGCUACAAAUGCCCACUCGCACUUGCUGUUCGGUAAAUUCCCUUGGAUAUGUCGGUAAUUUGUUAGUAUGUCCCUUCCCAAAAGAGUACGUGGCAAUAUUGUGAAGAAUGGCUGUGCCAUUGAUGCCAGUAGCCGGCGAGCUGACACGCAUUGGAGCGACUGGGGUGUUACUGUAUGGGAUAGAAGAAUAAAAUAUUAAUGAAUAAUAUACUAAGUUAAAUUUGUAUAGAUCCGAGAAACUAUCAAGUUUAUUAAAUAUUACGAGCAUUUCAAUUGGCCUAUUGAAAUAUAAUAUUUUCUUAUUACGAGUCUCA